AUGCGAUCAGAUCUACUUGAACUAAUACAACUGCUGAAUGAACAGGCUGAAGAAUGUGGGAGUGCUGAAGAUGCUCAAACUCCGGCCGCUGAAGCCGAUAAUGCUGAGAAUUUCGACGACUUCGUUGGAAUGCGUUGCAUGGCACCUUAUCCAAAAGCACAACUACCGAUAUCCCAUCAUGCUGCUAUAAUUCUAGAAGUUUUACCGCAAGAUGUCACUGGUCCUGACAAAGGCUUGCAGGCCAAAGUUCUGUACAGCCAUCCAAUGUUGAAUGGAAUGCGACCGUGUUCUCACUUCCUUGCUGGAACAUGCCGCUUCGAUGAAAAAUGCAAAUUUAGCCAUGGAGAAGUCGUGCAGAUGGCUGACAUGAAUGAAUACAAGGAUCCAGAUUUUAAGUGAGU
Molecule: messenger RNA, 401 nt
Organism: Cylicostephanus goldi
Lineage: Eukaryota; Metazoa; Nematoda; Chromadorea; Rhabditida; Strongylidae
Source: the annotation of a GenBank genome assembly